Molecule: messenger RNA, 1419 nt
Organism: Pteronotus mesoamericanus
Lineage: Eukaryota; Metazoa; Chordata; Mammalia; Chiroptera; Mormoopidae
Gene: CDK2AP2
Product: cyclin dependent kinase 2 associated protein 2
Exons: 4
Coding region: 594-977 (127 amino acids)
Biological process (GO): regulation of microtubule cytoskeleton organization; negative regulation of G1/S transition of mitotic cell cycle
Cellular component (GO): cytoplasm; nucleus; microtubule
Source: RefSeq, a predicted model, not a curated record
AGCCCUGCGUCCUCCGGCGUCCGGGGCGGAGGAAAGGCGCGCUCUGUGGCGGCGGCGGCGGCGGCGGCAGCGACGGCAGCGACAGCAUCUUUAGCUGGACCGAGAGCGGGUGGCGCGGAGCCUACGUGCGAAGCAAGGCGAAAGAGCCGUUAGGGCGGUGCCCGCGCCUGUGAAGACCCCUCGGCGCGCACCGCGGCAGACCAAACCCGGGUCCCGGCUUCCGAGGCCCCGCCUCUCGAGUCUUGGGACUAAUCGGUUUGAGAGCGCGCGGUCCGGGGCCGCGAACUCUCCAAUUGCGGAGGGCGUCGGACACCGCCCAAUCCGGAGCAGACAGGUGCGAGGUCCGGGACGCAGAGACCAAUCACCAGCGGUUGCGGCCUGUUGGGGCCUGUCUCAGCCAAUGAGGAGGUCCGAGUGACAUCUUUGAUCACCAAUCGGGAGUGAGAGAGCGUUUGUGCUCGUCCGCCCUUCCGGCCCAAGCUCUAUUUACCAGGGGCGUGCAGCCCGCCUACCAAUCAGAGCGCAGCUGAGUGGCUAGGCAGCCAACCCCGGAGGAGCGGCCGGCCGACGUCCGCCGCACCCAAGAGUUGGGGAUGUCCUACAAACCCAUCGCCCCCGCCCCCAGCAGCACCCCGGGCUCCAGCACCCCUGGGCCCGGCACCCCAGUCCCUACAGCCGGAAGUGUCCCAUCACCGUCGGGCUCGGUGCCGGGAGCCGCUGCCCCUUUCAGACCACUCUUUAACGACUUUGGACCGCCCUCCAUGGGCUAUGUGCAGGCAAUGAAGCCACCCGGCGCCCAGGGUUCCCAGAGCACCUACACGGACUUGCUGUCGGUCAUAGAGGAGAUGGGCAAAGAGAUUCGGCCCACCUAUGCUGGCAGCAAGAGUGCCAUGGAGCGCCUGAAGAGAGGCAUCAUCCAUGCCCGGGCCCUAGUCAGAGAGUGCCUGGCAGAGACAGAGCGGAACGCCCGCACGUAACAGGAAGCACCUCCACCUCCGAGUCUGGACCUUUCCCGGCCACUGCAGGGCAUCUGCUUCUCCCUGGCCUUCACCCCGAGUUGCGCUUCCUGUCCUGUGUCCCUUGGUGGGUGCCCUCCAGGAACCAGGGGGUGGCUCUCACUCCAGUCGGCAGCACUAACUUGGGACCCCUGGAAUAGUUAGCAGCGAGGUCACUGUGAGUCCCGCCCAUGACCUGCCGUCAGUGUUGAUCCAGCUGGAGCUUUCUUCUUUCUGUGGCCCCCACCGCUCAGCACUUACCCAGGACUUCUCACCACUUUGUCCCAGACCCCUCCUCCCCGAGCAGGGCCUCAGAAGGCCUGUUACCUCCCUGCCUUGUCUCCUGGGCCAUAGCCUCUCUUUUCUGUGUGUCUUUUGCUAAACAUGCCCUUUUUGUAUAAAUAAAAGAUAAUUUGGAGUUGUU